AACUCACAUGCGGACUCACACAGGAGAGAGACCUCACAGGUGUGGGGAGUGCAGCAAGGAGUUCAGUAAACUCAGUAAUCUGAAGAGGCACAUGGGGACUCACACAGGGGAGAAACCCUACAGGUGUGAGAAGUGCAACAGACUGUUUAGUCAGCUGAAUCAUCUGAAGUCACACAUGCAGACUCAUACAGGGGAGAAACCCUAUAGGUGUGAGGAGUGCAGCAGGCAGUUCAGUAGGCUGAGUAAUCUGAAGAGCCACAUGCGGACUCACACUGGGGAAAAACCCUACAGAUGUGAGGAGUGCAGCAGGCAGUUCAACAGGCUGAGUAAUCUGAAUACACAUAUGCACAGUCACACAGGGGAGAAACCCUAUAGGUGUGAGGAGUGCAGUAGGCAGUUCAGUCAGCUGAGUGCUCUGAAGACUCACAUGCGGACUCACACCGGAGAG
Molecule: messenger RNA, 448 nt
Organism: Branchiostoma floridae (Florida lancelet)
Lineage: Eukaryota; Metazoa; Chordata; Leptocardii; Amphioxiformes; Branchiostomatidae
Product: zinc finger protein 678-like
Exons: 1
Biological process (GO): regulation of transcription by RNA polymerase II
Cellular component (GO): PcG protein complex; transcription regulator complex
Molecular function (GO): RNA polymerase II cis-regulatory region sequence-specific DNA binding; DNA-binding transcription factor activity, RNA polymerase II-specific
Source: RefSeq, a predicted model, not a curated record